GCGAUGGAACUUGAUUUUGGACACUUUGACGAAAGAGAUAAGGCGUCCAGAAACAUGCGAGGCUCCCGUAUGAACGGCUUGCCCAGUCCUACUCACAGUGCCCACUGCAGCUUCUACCGAACCAGGACCUUACAAGCACUGAGCAACGAGAAGAAAGCAAAGAAGGUGCGCUUCUAUCGCAAUGGAGACCGGUACUUCAAGGGGAUUGUGUACGCCGUCUCUUCGGAUCGCUUCCGAAGCUUUGACGCCUUGCUGGCUGACCUGACUCGGUCUCUGUCUGAUAAUAUUAACCUGCCUCAGGGAGUUCGCUACAUUUACACCAUUGAUGGCGGCAGGAAGAUUGGGAGCAUGGACGAGCUGGAAGAAGGUGAAAGCUAUGUAUGUUCUUCGGACAACUUCUUUAAGAAAGUGGAGUAUACCAAGAAUGUCAAUCCUAACUGGUCCGUCAAUGUGAAAACCUCUGCCAACAUGAAAGCGCCUCAGUCCCUGGCCAGCAGCAACAGUGCCCAGGCGAGGGAGAACAAGGAUUUUGUGCGUCCCAAGCUGGUGACCAUCAUCCGGAGUGGGGUGAAGCCCAGGAAGGCUGUGCGUGUGCUCUUGAACAAGAAGACAGCCCAUUCCUUUGAGCAGGUUCUCACUGACAUCACAGAAGCCAUAAAGCUGGAAACAGGAGUUGUCAAAAAGCUCUACACACUGGAUGGGAAACAAGUGACCUGUCUCCAUGAUUUCUUCGGGGAUGAUGAUGUGUUUAUUGCCUGUGGUCCAGAAAAAUUCCGCUAUGCACAGGAUGACUUUUCUCUGGAUGAAAACGAGUGCCGGGUAAUGAAAGGGACCCCUGCUACUACUCCAGGCAGCAAGUCAUCCCCGACCCCCCAGAAGAGUUCAGCAAAGAGCCCAGCCCCUGUGCGCCGGAGCAAAUCCCCCGCUGAUUCAGGUAACCAUCAAGAUGCAAAUGGAACAUCGAGCAGCCAGCUGUCCACACCCAAAUCGAAGCAGUCCCCAAUCUCCACACCUACUAGUCCUGGGAGCCUCCGUAAGCACAAGGACUUGUACCUGCCUCUGUCCUUGGAUGAUUCUGAUUCCCUUGGAGACUCCAUGUAA
Eublepharis macularius is the source of this 1101-nucleotide messenger RNA. It is a transcript of the gene DCX, whose product is annotated as doublecortin. Gene Ontology annotation, biological process: retina development in camera-type eye; intracellular signal transduction; neuron migration. Gene Ontology annotation, molecular function: microtubule binding. The record is from RefSeq and is a predicted model, not a curated record. Gene Ontology annotation, cellular component: neuron projection; axoneme. The coding region runs from base 4 to 1101 and encodes 365 amino acids. The transcript has 6 exons. Lineage: Eukaryota; Metazoa; Chordata; Lepidosauria; Squamata; Eublepharidae.